Molecule: messenger RNA, 519 nt
Organism: Camelina sativa (false flax)
Lineage: Eukaryota; Viridiplantae; Streptophyta; Magnoliopsida; Brassicales; Brassicaceae
Source: RefSeq, a predicted model, not a curated record
AUGGUGGCACGUAAAUCACUUGGUAGAGGUUUGUUGAAUCUCAAAUAUUUCUCAGAGGCAUCUGUAGCAGGGGAAAGGAUUAUCAAAGUUAUUAAAAGAGUUCCCAAUAUUGAUUCAGAUAACAAGGAUGGUCAAAUUUUACAUAAAGUAAAAGGAGAAGUCGAAUUUAAGCAUGUGAAAUUCAUGUACCCGUCUAGACCUGAAACCUCAAUCUGUGAUGAUUUUUGUUUGAAAAUCCCAAGUGGGAAAACUGUGGCUUUGGUGGGCGGAAGCGUAUCGGGAAAAUCAACCGUGAUAUCUCUUCUUCAAAGGUUUUAUGAUCCAAUCGCGGUAGAUAUUCUUAUUGAUGGUGUGUCCAUUUGUAAAUUACAAGUGAAAUGGUUGAGAUCACAAAUGGGUCUUGUUAGCCAAGGGCCAGCACUCUUUGCCACAUCAAUACAAGAGAACAUACUUUUUGGUAAGGAGGACGCAUCCAUGGAUGAAGUAGUGGAAGCUGCCAAGAAGGAGAAGUGUCGGUGA